AUGAGCGAGAAUGGUUGGGAGAAACUGCUUUCGGCCCAUCACCAGGAGACCCAGAAAGUCGGCGCUAGCGACCCCCCGUCGCCAUCGAACCCUGGUACUGCAGCAUCUUCCACGGAUCCCGGGACCGAUGUCACUCAAAGUCCUACAGCAACUGCCUCACAGCGGCAACUCACUGACAACAACGGCACGAGCGUGACCCAGGCUCAGCUUGUGAUGAUCAUCGCCUGUGCUAAGGCGGCUUCAGCUGAAGCCAGAAGGCUUUUGGAACGUGGCCAGAGAGAAGUAGAUGCUGCGACUUCGUCAUCGUCCGGCCCUCAAGUCAACAUCGACAAGCUUGUCAAGAACCUAACCGAGAAACUCGGUAUGGUUCCACCUAAUAUAGGACCGGACGAGAAGGCCAUGAAGCUACUCUCGAAGUCUAGCAGGGCGUAUGUGGACUUCAAACUUCUCAACGUCUCUAACUCUAAGUUAGAGUCUCUAACCCAAAUGCAAGGAAAAGGUUGA
This is a messenger RNA of Perkinsus marinus ATCC 50983, 504 nucleotides long. RefSeq lists its product as hypothetical. Bases 1 to 504 code for a protein of 167 amino acids. The record is from RefSeq and is a predicted model, not a curated record. The transcript has a single exon. NCBI's taxonomy places the organism in Eukaryota, Perkinsozoa, Perkinsida, Perkinsidae.